UAACAGCAAAACUUUCGCCACCACGCCUUUCACUUUGUGCGUCUGCGCAGAAUGGUGGCGAGUUCCGCCAUUGCUUUCUGGGAUCUAGCGAGACAGAGUGAGAGCGACAGACAGCCAGCGGACGCUGGUUUGCUUUUUCUUCGUCUUCAUUUUGGGUUCCCAAACAGCGAGAGAUAACUUUGGCAGCCGCUUCAAGUUUUCCUUUGUUUCUUAUUGUUUAUUUUGCAUAUACAUUUUAUAUAUUUAUAUAUAUUUAUAUACACACACACAUAUACUGCUGUGCUUCACUGUGAUCCAACCCGACCGAGAAGAGCCUGCUGGAGGCAGAUUGCCGUUUGAUGGAUCCGAGAAUCGCCUGGUUUCAGCCGGAACAGCUCGGACCUGCCAAUAUCCUGUGGAUGCAAAUUUGGGAAACUACUCAAGGGCUAAGGAAUCUGUACUUUGACAACAACUACACUGCGAGUAGGAGCGGUACCAACGCGAACAACACCAAGACCAGCAGUGCAGGUACCUCGGCAACAGCCAGCUCCAGCGGUAUCAGUACAACCAGCACCAGCGCUACCGAGGGCAUGUCGAGCUUGAGGGCCGGCGGGGAAUUCGGGGUGCAGGGGGACUUUUUACCCUUGGAGACCAAUAACAACCAAAACAACCACCCGGCAGACAGGGGCGGCGGCGGUGCGUGGAGCCACCGAAACAUGAGGAAAAGGGACAACAAGGCGAGCACGUUCGGGUUCAACACCAGGCUCUUGCACCGCGGGCCCGGCACGGAUGGGGGUGGCGGGGGCUAUUCCGGGACCCUGUGGAAAACGAGGAACUAUUCGGAAGGGGUGCUCGGGUUACACGAAGAGAUAUUUGACUUCUACGAGUACAUGUCUCCCCGGCCCGAGGAAGAGAGGAUGCGCAAGGAGGUGGUGCAGAGGAUAAAAGACGUCAUCAGAGAACUGUGGCCUAACGCAGAUGUUCAUAUAUUUGGAAGCUUUAGCACUGGACUUUAUUUACCCACAAGUGAUAUUGAUCUCGUCGUGUUUGGGAAAUGGGACAGCCUUCCCCUGUGGACCCUGGAGCAAGCUCUCCGGAAGCACAACAUCGCCGAUGAGAACUCGGUCAAAGUGCUGGACAAAGCUACGGUACCCAUCAUUAAACUGACCGAUUCAUACACUGAGGUGAAGGUUGACAUCAGCUUCAACGUGCAGAACGGAGUGAAAGCAGCUCAGCUCAUCAAAGAGUUUAAAGAGAAAUACCCUGUACUUCCAUACCUGGUGCUCGUGUUGAAACAGUUCCUGCUGCAGAGAGAUCUGAAUGAAGUAUUCACAGGGGGGAUCGGCUCCUACAGCCUCUUCUUAAUGGUUGUCAGCUUCCUUCAGUUGCAUUACAGGGAAGACGCCAGCAGCCCCAAUGCCAACAUUGGAGUUCUCUUGAUAGAAUUCUUCGAACUCUACGGACGUCAUUUCAACUACCUGAAGACUGGCAUCCGGAUCAAGGACGGCGGCUCGUACGUGGCUAAAGAGGAAGUGCAGAAGAGCAUGGUGGACGGGUACAGACCGUCGAUGCUCUACAUCGAGGACCCCCUGCAGCCAGCAAAUGAUGUUGGAAGGAGCUCCUACGGAGCCAUGCAAGUGAAGCAAGCCUUUGAUUAUGCCUACAUUGUACUGAGCCACGCUGUUUCCCCAAUCGCCAAGUACUAUCCCAACAAUGAGUCGGAAAGCAUUCUGGGGCGCAUCCUGCGAGUGACCCAAGAAGUGUCUGAAUACAGAGACUGGAUUUCAAAGAAGUGGGGAUCGCAGAGCAGAAGAGAGUCUCCAAUCAGUGGCAAUGAUGUGACGUUGUUAGUAGAGCCACAGCAGCUGGACAAAUGCAACAACAAUGUCUGUGAAGAAAAGGCUGUGAUCCUGGGGCAGCCGCGGAGUGAACACUCCUCCUCCUCCUCCUCCUCCUCCUCCUCGAUAUCCAGCUCCAGUGAUGCAGACUCAGACGGGACUCCGUGUAAAACCCUGAAGCACCGGCAAGCCGACCCCAACCAAGAAACAGCAACGGGGUCCACACAGCUCCGCGGGAAAACACAGAGCCGUUCCUCCAGCAACCAGGCACAGAGCCAUUCCUCCAGCAACCAGGCACAGAGCCAUUCCUCCAGCAACCAGGCACAGAGCCAUUCCUCCAGCAGCCAGGCACAGAGCCAUUCCUCCAGCAGCCAGGCACAGAGCCGUUCCUCCAGCAACCAGGCACAGAGCCAUUCCUCCAGCAGCCAGGCACAGAGCCAUUCCUCCAGCAACCAGGCACAGAGCCAUUCCUCCAGCAGCCAGGCACAGAGCCAUUCCUCCAGCAACCAGGCACAGAGCCAUUCCUCCAGCAACCAGGCACAGAGCCAUUCCUCCAGCAGCCAGGCACAGAGCCAUUCCUCCAGCAGCCAGGCACAGAGCCAUUCCUCCAGCAGCCAGGCACAGAGCCAUUCCUCCAGCAACCAGGCACAGAGCCAUUCCUCCAGCAACCAGGCACAGCAUGAAAGGAGACAGUUUCGCUCUUCUCGUAAAGGCUGUACAGAUCAACAGCACCCCAGCCACUCCCCCGCACCGCUCAGCAGCAAACCACACCCACCGAACAGCCACGGCAAGAAGAGGAAACUCCGGAAGGACGCCGUGCCGGAGGAGCUCUGCAGAUAGGGAAGGAGCUGUGCCUCAUGAGACUCUGUCAAACUGCCCCCUCUCUGUGGCACGGCAUUGAGCACUAAGACUUUUUUUUUAUAGCUCAAAAGAAACCAGCUUUGCACAGAAAGAAUGAAGGAUCUUUGCUGCCACUGCUUGUUUGAUGACACAUUCGCAAACUGAAGUGGAGCCACUGUUGAAGCUGCAGAUUGAAUGGAAACCGUGAUCGUCGAUUGAUGCCCUAGAGCCUAUUAAAGAGAAAAACGAAGAAAAAAAGACUUGACAAUAGAAAAUGUAAACAAAAAAAAAAAAAACUUUAAAAAAAGUAAUACAAAAAAAGAAAUGUAGUCCUUUUAAGAA
Molecule: messenger RNA, 2999 nt
Organism: Acipenser ruthenus (sterlet)
Lineage: Eukaryota; Metazoa; Chordata; Actinopteri; Acipenseriformes; Acipenseridae
Product: terminal nucleotidyltransferase 4B
Exons: 12
Coding region: 339-2657 (772 amino acids)
Biological process (GO): RNA 3'-end processing
Cellular component (GO): TRAMP complex; nucleolus
Molecular function (GO): poly(A) RNA polymerase activity; mRNA binding
Source: RefSeq, a predicted model, not a curated record